This is a messenger RNA of Cantharellus anzutake, 1149 nucleotides long. RefSeq lists its product as uncharacterized. NCBI's taxonomy places the organism in Eukaryota, Fungi, Basidiomycota, Agaricomycetes, Cantharellales, Hydnaceae. The transcript is spliced from 3 exons. The coding region runs from base 1 to 1149 and encodes 382 amino acids. The record is from RefSeq and is a predicted model, not a curated record.
AUGUUUUCCCCUCUGAAGAGCGUGUGGUCACAGGCAGUACAGAGCCACAAGUUUUCUGGUGACACAGUUACAAAAGAGAACUUCCUUGAAAUCUACGGGACUGCUCACCUUAAAGCCUUUACCAAGGAGAACAUACUCAAGGCAUUUCAGAAAUCUGGAAUUUGGCCGCUCAAUCAGGAUGUUGUGACUCCUGAAAUGAUGUGGCCAAGCACUAUGACAUCACUUGAUGCGAGUUCAGCAGUCCCAGUGAUGCUUCCCUCACCAGUUAAAAAGGGAAUGAACUUCUUCUGUGCCAUGCAUGAGUGUGAGGCAGACUACCGGCAGCAUAGGCAACAUGAGAUGCAGUCAUCAGCUCAACUGGACUCACACUCCAAGGAGCUGUCACAGGGACCCAAAACCCCCCAAACAUCUCAGAUAACAUGCUAUUCUCCUUAUCAGGCACCUAGAACUCCCAGAGAACAUUGUCAGAUACCGACAAUAGACCCAAAUUUACUCUCACCUUUCCUUCCUCCCUCAUCUGCUGAGGAUUCAUCUACCAUCAAAUAUAACAUUGCUACCCCCAAUUUAUCAAAAGCAUGCACCACUCAAGAGGGCUCCCUCUGCAACACACUGCCAGCACCACCUGUGGUAACCCAAGCUAAUCAACUCCACAUCGAGAAUGAAGUACUAAGAGAGGACGUAAAUGCAUUGGACAAUGCAUUAGCCAAUGUUUACAAGGAGAUGCAAGAUGGAUUUGAUGCAGUGUCAUAUCCAUACCAACUCUGCCCAACCUCCAACCUACUCCGCCACCAUUCUGGUUCACUUCCAGUGAAGGCUGAUGAAGCUGCAUUAAGGAGAACACAAAGAGAGACUCAGAAGAAACUCGUAGGAGAGAUUGCAGAGCUCAGGAAACUGAGGGCUGGAGCAUGGGAGGCAGCUGGGCUGGACAAUGAGGUGCUGCUGGAGAAUUGGGAGGUGAUGAAGGAAGCGCACUGCAACCAGGGUGAGAAACCUCCACAAAAGCCACAUGUUGCUAUGCAUGCAGAGGUUUGGGCAUUAGUAACAAAGCCUGAAUUGGAGGAGCAGGCCAAAGAGGAUAAUGUUGGUGAUUCUGAGUGCUUGGGGAGCUCAGGUGAGGAUGGAGACAGUUCAGAGGAGAAGGAUGAGUAG